Aricia agestis (brown argus) is the source of this 1633-nucleotide messenger RNA. Its product is annotated as ceramide-1-phosphate transfer protein. Gene Ontology annotation, biological process: ceramide transport; intermembrane lipid transfer. Gene Ontology annotation, molecular function: ceramide 1-phosphate transfer activity; ceramide 1-phosphate binding. The coding region runs from base 64 to 699 and encodes 211 amino acids. NCBI's taxonomy places the organism in Eukaryota, Metazoa, Arthropoda, Insecta, Lepidoptera, Lycaenidae. Gene Ontology annotation, cellular component: membrane; cytoplasm; cytosol. The record is from RefSeq and is a predicted model, not a curated record. The transcript has 4 exons.
UCUGAGCUAGCUUUGGGGCUUUUGGUUUCUUCUUUAUUUAAUUUUUAAGUAUUAACUUACAAAAUGUCUAACGAGGACACUCUAGAUUUAAUUUACGUGAACGAGUGCUUUAAAAAAAGUCUGAAAGACGACGACGAUGUGAUUAUAGAGGAUUAUAUCGACGGUUACAACGAACUCGUAAAGUUUCUCAAUUUAAUAGGGUCAGUUUUCUCGUUUGUGAGCAGCGAUGUCAAAAGUAAAAUAAAAGUAAUGGAGAAAUUAAGAUCGGAAGAGGACUCUAUUUAUUACGAGUCCUACAAGAAAAUGAUGAAGUAUGAGAAAGAAAGCAAUUUAUAUGAGAAGAAGGGGUUUGUGUCGGGCUCGAGGACUAUGCUGCGACUUCAUAGGGGCCUAGAUUUUAUACGGCUAUUUCUAAAACGUCUAAGUGAAGAGAAUGAAAACUUGGACACUUGUGCAACUUGCCAAAACUCAUACAAUGAGACAUUAGCAGAGUUUCAUCCCUGGUACAUAAAGAAAGCAGCAAUAUUGGCUAUGUAUGCACUUCCCUCUAAACAAGAUUUAAUGAAAAAGAUAUUCGGCUCAGAGGACAAGCUAUCAGAAGCCCUAGCGAUACUGCCGCAGACUCUACAGUCAUGUGACGAGGUAUACCAGAGAGUUCAGCAGUUAUACACAGACUUUGACUUCCACGGCCUACCAUAGACAAAGGCUUAGUAAAGUAGCCCAUUCGAUAUCCUGCAUAAGCCGGUGAACUGCCGUGAAUGGGCCCUAUAAGAAGAUUUGAGAAAGGUUUUUUCUUUCGAAAGAAGAGAAAAAUAUAGUUGUAGACUCGCAGCUGACUCGCCCAAUUUUUGCCACAUUGAUGGGCCUUUAAAAAUAAUCGGAAAAACAAAAAAGCGUAAAAAUUAACACAAAUUAUAAGACAAUAAUUAAAACUCUAGGGCUUAGUUGGCGAUGAAUUCACAACUUUGUAUUUUACUUUAGAUCAAGAACUUUUAUUCUCUCAACAAUAUUUUUGUCUUUCUUCGAAAGAAAUAAACGUUUCUCAUAUCGUUCAUACCCAGAGAAAAACUAUCUUCAAAAUUUUAUGCCAAAUCAUUUAAGUUGGCACUUGGCAGCAAAAGACAUAACCAAAAAACUUUAUAAUCUGUAAUUGUUUUAAAUAAUGGAUCAGCUCAAUUUACCCAUGGCUCAAUAUAAAGAUCCGUUCCAACUUAAGCUAUCUGCACCAAGCUAAUAUAUUAUUCUCUUCCCAUUAGAUAUUUUAGGACGCUGAAAAUGGAACUUAGGGCCUAAUGAAAUAUAGUUAAAGAUAGAACAUGUAUGUAUUCGAUUUUCAAAUAUUUUGAUGUUCGAUUUUUUUUCUGCUGUGAAGUUUUCUGAAAAUAUAUUCUCAAGCUAUGAACAAACAUAUAAAAGCACAUUUAAAUUGUACCACCUAUAAUAUGUAUGAGAGAGUAAGACCACAGCUCAAAAUGUACCAGCUCAGAUAUUAACAUAGCAUUUUGUAGUUUUAUAAAAACUUGUAUGAAUUUUAAAAUAAGCUUAUGAAUGUCUUGUAUGAAGGAUAAAAUGCAGGGUUACAUAAAGGGCGACUAACCCAAAAAUCAAACAUCGUCCUUUUCUCUUCACACUC